Cladophialophora yegresii CBS 114405 is the source of this 867-nucleotide messenger RNA. RefSeq lists its product as uncharacterized. The coding region runs from base 1 to 867 and encodes 288 amino acids. NCBI's taxonomy places the organism in Eukaryota, Fungi, Ascomycota, Eurotiomycetes, Chaetothyriales, Herpotrichiellaceae. The record is from RefSeq and is a predicted model, not a curated record. The transcript has 4 exons.
AUGACUAGAGCAGCAGAUCCAUAUUACAACCGGAAACCAGUCCCUGAUGAGCUUAUCAAGGACGUCGGUCCCACCGGCCUGACUCCAGAAGAAGAAUUCUGGAGUCGCGAGAAGAAGUUUACUGCCAACGGACCAGAUGUUCGACGUUUCAGCAACAGCCUGCAUGGUGGGCUGGAACCUCUUGCCGAUCCAUAUUACGGUCGCAGGCGGGUCUCCCAGGCAGAGAUUGCGGACGUAGGAGCAACAGGGCUCACACCGGAAGAGGAAUACUGGAACCGCGAACGCAAGUAUAGUGUCGGAGGCCACGACGUCAGGAAGUUCAGUAAAGGCACCAAAAGUAGCCUUGAACCCUCGACCGACCCUUAUUACAGUCGCAAGCGAGUCUCGGCCGCCGAGACCAAGAAUGUCGCUCCUCUCGACGACCAUAUGACCCCUGCCGAACAGUACGAAGUCCGCGAGCGCAAACAGUCCCUGUUCCAACUCUCCUCCGACCCCUUCGACAAUCUCGCCAAUCGUCACCGCCAAUCCGUGUCCGGCGCUGUAACCGGUGCUUCCGCCGCUGCAACCCGUCGGCGAAGCUCUGCUGUUGCUCCUGACGCCAUUGCCGCCACAGCUGCAGCGGGCCAAUCCCACAGUGGCUACGACGGCGGCCAUAAGCUGGAGACCAUCGUCAGUAAGGCCGACCCGCCCACAACAAGCAGUCAUGGUGAGAGCAGUCUGAGUGGGCAGAUGUCAGAUGAUACCUUGAACAGAGAUUCGAUUGAUCCGGUAGGCGGAAGAAGUGGGGAGCACACCAGGAUUUAUGAUGCCGUGACGACGGGCCACCAUCAUGAUCCGGACCUUGUCGCACCUCACGAGGUGCGGUGA